AUGGGAAGUUCUUCACUCGAAAAUUUAAGCAUGAUUAUAUCAUCUCUUGCCGCCUUUUCCUUCUUUUUCAUGUACAUCCUAUACCUCCGUCGCCGUCGACGUACUCGUCCAUCACCACCGCCACCGUCCCCCCACCCAAAGCUUCCGAUCAUCGGCCACCUCCACCUCCUAUUGACCGACGAAAUGCCCCACGUAAAAUUCGCCGGGCUCGCCAAACAACUGGGCCCCAUCUUCUCCCUCCAACUGGGCCAGGUCCAUACAGUCGUGAUCUCCUCCCCAAAACUCGCGGAACUCGUGCUCAAGGCCCAUGACCACGUAAUGGCCAACCGGCCCCAGCUCAUCUCGGCCCAGUACCUAUCCUUCGGCUGCUCCGACGUCACAUUUUCCCCUUACGGGCCUUACUGGCGUCAAGCCCGGAAAAUCUGCGUCACCGAGCUGCUCAGCCCGAAACGAGUCAGCUCGUUCCAACUCAUUCGGAAUGAGGAAGUGAACCGGAUGCUCGCCGCGGUGUCGGCUCAGUCCGGCGGCGGCGGCGGAUCAGAAACAGACGUGAGCGAGAUGUUGUUCAAGCUGGCGAACGACGUGCUCUGCCGGGUGGCGUUCGGGAAGCGGUUCAUAGCGGAGGAGAUGAGCGGGCUGAUAAAGGUUCUGACGGAGACGCAGGCUUUGCUGGCCGGGUUCUGCGUGGGAGAUUUUUUCCCGGGUUGGGAGUGGGUUAACUCGGUGAGUGGGACCAAACGGAGGUUGACGGAGAACUUGAAGGAUCUGAGGAUGGUUUGUGACGAAAUCAUUAACGAGCAUAUUAACGCCGCCGCCGCCGCAGCAAGGAAGAAGGAGGUGGAAGGAAACGGCGGCGUUAAGGGGGAGAUGAUGAUGAAGGAAGACUUUGUGGAUGUUUUGUUAAGAGUACAAAAACAAGAUGAUCUUGAAGUUCCCAUCACUGAUGAUAAUCUCAAAGCUCUUGUUCUGGAUAUGUUUGUAGCUGGAACAGACACAUCAUCUGCAACCUUAGAAUGGACAAUGACAGAAUUGGCAAGGCAUCAAUGGAUCAUGAAAAGAGCACAAGAUGAAGUGAGGCAGGUUGCAUCCAAGAAAGGCAAAGUAGAAGAGAGUGAUCUUCCACAACUUCAUUUCUUGAAAGCUAUAAUAAAAGAAACCAUGAGACUCCAUCCUCCAGUCCCCCUUCUUGUUCCUAGAGAAUCUAUGGCCACGUGUACCCUAGAUGGUUACGAAAUCCCCGCGAAAACUCGGGUUUUGAUCAACACCUAUGCCAUUGGGAGGGAUCAAGAGUCAUGGGAGAACCCUUUGGAGUAUAAUCCUGAUAGGUUUAUGGAUGCAGAUAUUGACUUUCGAGGUGGACAUGACUUCAGGUUUUUGCCAUUUGGAGGUGGAAGGAGAGGUUGCCCUGGUUACUCCUUUGGAUUGGCAAGCAUCGAGAUUUCCCUCGCUCGCUUGUUGUACCAUUUUGAUUGGGCAUUGCCUCAAGGAGUAGGACCUGAUGAUGUUGAUCUGUCAGAAAUUUUUGGGCUUGCCACUAGGAAAAGAUCAGCUCUAAAACUCGUCCCCACAAUCCAGAUUCCAGUCCCAGACAACUAG
This is a messenger RNA of Oldenlandia corymbosa var. corymbosa, 1596 nucleotides long. The record is from the annotation of a GenBank genome assembly. NCBI's taxonomy places the organism in Eukaryota, Viridiplantae, Streptophyta, Magnoliopsida, Gentianales, Rubiaceae.